AUGGCUGCGCUGCUCGGCACCUACCCCUGGCCAGAGCGGCUGGAAGGGGACGCGGCCGAAGGGCUGCCCCCGAGGCCACCCCCGCGCUGUCCGCCGGGGGAGAAGAGCUCCGAGAGCCGCAUCCGCCGGCCCAUGAACGCUUUCAUGGUGUGGGCGAAGGACGAGAGGAAGCGCCUGGCCGUCCAGAACCCCGACCUGCACAACGCGGAGCUCAGCAAGAUGCUCGGCAAGUCCUGGAAGGCUCUGAGCCUCUCUCAGAAGCGUCCCUACGUGGAGGAGGCCGAGCGGCUGCGGGUGAAGCACAUGCAAGACUACCCCAACUACAAGUACCGGCCGCGGCGCAAGAAGCAGGUGAAGCGCCUCUGCAAGCGGGUGGAGCCCGGGUUUUUGCUGGGCAGCCUGGCACGGGACCAGAACGCCGUGCCAGAGAAGCGGACCUGCGGCCGGGCUGCGGGGGAGAAAGAGGGGCAGGGUGAGUACGCCCCUCACCCGGGGCUGCCAUCCGUCCGGGGCUACCGGGAGGCGCCAGGCGGCAGCAGCAGCAGCAGCAGCACGAGUGCGGACACCUACCCCUAUGGGCUGCCCACCCCUCCAGAGAUGUCUCCGCUGGACGCCAUAGACCCUGAGCAGAGCUUCUUCUCCUCGCAUUGCCCUGAUGAGCAUCACCGCUCCCACCUCGCUGGAGCCACCUACUCCCCCGAGUACGCAGGCAGCUCCCUCCAGUGCAGCCAGCACUCUCUCAGCCCUAUAUCACAGCCGGCCACCUGCAUGAUCCCCCCUGCUUCGAGCUGUGCUCCCCUUCCUCCUCCCCCUCCUCCCAGCUACUACACACCUGCCUUCCCCUCCCUGCACCCCUCUAAUCUCCAUGCCCACCUGGGCCAGCUUUCCCCACCACCUGACCAUCACAGCUUUGACACCUUGGACCAGCUGAGCCAAGCUGAGCUCCUGGGGGAGAUGGACCGCAAUGAGUUUGACCAGUAUCUCAAUAACCCCAGCCACGGUGACCACCAUGGUGGUGUCUUGGUCAAUGGACAUGUCCCAGUGUCUGGCAGUUCCCAUGCCUCUGAGACCAGCCUCAUCUCUGUCCUCGCCGAUGCCACAGCCACCUACUACAAUAACUACAGUGUCUCCUAGAACCCCAUCUGGGGCUGCCUGGACCAGCCAAGAAAGGACCAGACACAGUAUUAUGAGGCAUUGCUCCCUUGGGACAUCACUCACCACCCCUCAGGGUGAUCAAGCCCAAACCUUGAGGGCCAUGGAGUCUCCUUGGUGGCAUAGGUAAAGGAUUUCAGUUGUUGGCACACCACUGGUGCAAAGCCUCGGAUGCCCUGCUCUGAAUGGAGCUAAGGAGGGAUUUCCCAAUGCUAAAGCCCUCUGGUCAAGUUCCUCUUCCAAAGCAGAGGUGCUCCCGGUAGUUGCUUUCAUUUUGGGGCACCCCUAGCUCUGCUUUGCAGUCAAGAGAGUGGAAGCAUCCCACAAACAGCAGGUCUGAAGUCCUGAUGGGGAAAAAAAAACCUGGAAGGGGACAAGGUAGGGAUGGGGGAAAAGGGAAGCUUUUGGUAAAGGAAUGCAUGGUCUGUAAGCUUCUCUCACCUCCUAGCAUUGGUGUGGCUGCAGCUGCCCUGACCUGCCUAACCUCACCAGCAGGAGUUAAACCUGCCUUGUCCCUCUGCCCCCAUGGCACAAAUGAGGGACUUCAUCCCCAGAGGGAACCAGACCACAGAGAUGCUGCCAGGCUGGCCCCAGAGAUGCCAGUGGGGAUGUGAGGUGGGGGCUGUGAGGGAACAGCCAGGCCUGGCUCUGAAGGAGGGUAAGACCAAGAGCUUGGAAAGGCAGGAUCUGGCCAGCAUCUGCUCCCGCUGCCGUGGCUUCCUCUCAGCUUCCCUGCAGAAGCAAUCCCAGAGUGGAGGGGUGAGGGGCAAUGGGAGCUGCCCUCCCCACCAGGCUGGGAACAGGUCCUGAAAUGAGCAUUUUGCCCAAGAGGUGAUGAUGUAGCAGAGAAGGCUUUUUUGUGUCAAACGUCCUCUGAAGGCGAAGGCUUUGCGUUCCGCGCUGCAGCGCCCGACGCCUCUCCUAACUCCAGCCUCUUACCGCUUGUAAUAAAGCUGUAUGCUGAUUUAUUCCUCCCAUUAUCCCUCCCCUCAGAUCCUGUAUUGCUCAACUUCUCUUCCUUUUCAUAAAGAUGAAGCUUUCUUUUAAAUCAGUUAUAUGAUCUGAUUAAUCUUAGUCUUUAUAGAAUAGAAUCAUAGAGUCAUAGAAUCGGUCAGGGUUGGAAGGGACCACAAGGAGCAGGCAGUUCCAAUGGUCAGGGACACCCUACCCUAGAGCAGGCUGCCCACAGCCCCAUCCAGCCUGGCCUUAAACACCUCCGGGGAUGUAGCCUCAACCACCACCCUGGGCAACCCAUUCCAGCCUCUCACCACUCUCAUGCUCAACAACUUCCACCUCACCUCCACUCUCAAUCCCCCCACCUCCAGCUUUGCUCCAUGGCACUUGGCAAUGGUUAGUUUAGCAGCGUGGCUACAAUUUCCUGGGCUCAAUCCCCAACAUGUAUUGAUAAUAAUGAUGCCAAAUAAGACUUUACAACCAACCAACCAAACCAAACCAAAACCAACCCCAACAACUGCACAGAUUUUUAAGCUAAUACUUUUCCAUCUUUUGGGGGGCUUGUUUUGUUUUUUAAUGAGGUUUUGUUUCUCACUCGUUUUUAUGGUGUGACUACACAAUUUUGGAUGAGUGUAGAUAUGAAUUUGCAUAAAAUAUUUAAUUUAAAUGUUUUUUAGUUUGGUGGGGUUUUUUUUGUCGUUUGAUUUGAUUUGAUUUGUUUUUUUCAAUGUGAUUGUUUCAUGAUUUAAAAUUGCUGUAGCUGUGGACAACAUUUUUCAGGACAGAAAACAUUUCCCGGGCGAGUGCUAUUUUUUUUUAAGUAAGUAGUUGUUGUUGUGUUGUUGUUGUUGUUGUUGCUGUUUGUUGUUGUUGUUGUUGUUGGUAAUUUUUUUCAGCCAAAACUUUUCUACUCUCCAUUGUUUUUGUUUUGUUUUGAUUUGGUUUUGGGGAUUUUUUUUUUUAAUAAAUAAAUAAUGGGAAAUAA
Pogoniulus pusillus (Red-fronted tinkerbird) is the source of this 3091-nucleotide messenger RNA. It is a transcript of the gene SOX7, whose product is annotated as SRY-box transcription factor 7. The record is from RefSeq and is a predicted model, not a curated record. Lineage: Eukaryota; Metazoa; Chordata; Aves; Piciformes; Lybiidae. Gene Ontology annotation, biological process: cell differentiation; anatomical structure morphogenesis; regulation of DNA-templated transcription. Gene Ontology annotation, molecular function: DNA-binding transcription factor activity, RNA polymerase II-specific; RNA polymerase II cis-regulatory region sequence-specific DNA binding. Bases 1 to 1134 code for a protein of 377 amino acids. The transcript has 2 exons.